GUAAUCACAUUCAAUCAGUAUGUCAGUAUGUCUAUGUAAAUGGUGUAGUGAAGACGUCUCGUUGGUUGAAUGAAAAACACCGCGAGAACAAGUUCGAUUAGUAUAUAUAAAGAAAAAGUUGUUACAUCAAAUAUAUAUUCAAGUGACAAUUUGAAGAAAACAUGCCUUCGAGCGCGGAAGCGUUCGUGGACGCCCUGCUCACGCAGGAAGCGCUAGACCAGCCUUCAGACAAAGUAAAGCCAGAAGAACUGGUGCUAGAACUACCAAAAUGGUUCGAUGAAGAGAAAUUUAACAAAGGCCGACGAUUUUACCUGGACAACUGCUUCGCGAUGUCAUCAUCAAUGUUGUUGGGAUUGGUUGCCGUGUUCUCAAUACCGUCCAUUCUGCGGAUAUUGGUGGGGACGCGACGAUCCAACUCAGUGUAUACUGCGUACAGGAGAUACCUCUCCACACUGCUACAUACUAUAUCCUGGUUCGAAAACGAACUGAAGCCAGGAAGCAUAUCAUGGAAAUCGCUAUACGCAGUGAGAAGUCGACAUUUAAGGGCGGGACUAGCUUCAAAGAUCAAGGGAAUGGGCGUAGUGUCGCAAAGGGACUUGGCCCUUACUCAAUUUGGUUUUAUCGGGUUCUCUAUGCUGAAGCCAGACAAGUUCGGCAUCAGGCAGCUGCAUGAAGACGACUGGGAAGCCUACAACUACACCUGGAAAGUCCUCGGGUACAUGAUCGGCAUUGAAGACAGGUACAACAUCGUCCGUGAUACAUUCGAUGAGACGGUGGAAGUAUGCAAGCUUCUUCAAGAACGAGUGUACACGCCGUGCUUGGAGAAUGUUCCUGAAUACUUUGAGCACGCAGCGCGAGUCAUGUUGGAGGGUUUGUGGACCAUCAAUCCGACAAUCGAGACCGAUGGCCUCCUGUACUGGUGUCGCGUACUGGCUGAUGUACCCGGCUACAUUUACACUGAAGCCGAAAGGAUAGAAUUCCAAAGGAAAAUUAAGGAAAAACUGAAGGGGAAGUCUCUUGAUACUGGGGUGGAUUCUAUGGAGUUUAUGUGCAAACCAGCCAUAGACGGCCUUCCGACGAUCCCGCCGCGCCUGCUCUACUACAAAGACUUCAACACCAUCGAGACAUCACCUUACUACAAACACCUAACUUUCAAGGCCAAAUACAAGAUGUACAUGUACAAUCUGUAUUCGACCCUAUACACCUCAUAUUUAGGCAGACUUUACAUCAACCUCAAUUUCUGGUUCAGCGUGUUCUUAAUGAGAUACUUCCCAUACUUGGCUUUCUUCAAGUUUGGCAUCAAAAAUUCUCUAGUGAAUAUUUUCGAAGAGGAUCCGACGGACGAGACAAAGCCGGUCACUAACGCGGAGUAUUUAAAGAACCGUAAACCUGAGCCGUGGUACAGUGCCGCUCUUAGCUUAAUUUGGUAGUACACGAUUAUCUACUUUUUGACUAAGCAAAUAAGUGAUUAAAUCGAUAAAUACUUAUAAUGAUAAGUUACACGAGCCGUUUGUGUGUGUGACGUAACAAAGCGGUGUGCAAACAGAUACGUUUGUAUCCAACCUUUGUAUUAGUAUUACUUAGAUAUUUAUUGAACUGACUUGUGAGACGGUGAUGGGAAUUAAGCUGGGACAG
Molecule: messenger RNA, 1635 nt
Organism: Spodoptera exigua (beet armyworm)
Lineage: Eukaryota; Metazoa; Arthropoda; Insecta; Lepidoptera; Noctuidae
Source: the annotation of a GenBank genome assembly